CGUGUCCUGCUCGGGGGCGGGCCGGGGAGGGCCAGGAGGCGGAAGUUCCCGCGGGCGGAGGGGGACGGCGCUCGCACCGCAAGUCACUUGUCAGUGCUCGUCUUCGCGGGACGCUGCGCGGCGCGGGCCCCAGUUUCUUUCAUUUUCUGGGAUUGGACUUUGAGCCAUUAGAACCAUGAGCAACUACAGUGUGUCCUUGGUUGGCCCAGCUCCUUGGGGUUUCCGGCUGCAAGGUGGCAAGGAUUUCAACAUGCCUCUGACAAUCUCAAGUCUAAAAGAUGGCGGCAAAGCAUCCCAGGCAAAUGUGAGAAUAGGCGAUGUGGUUCUCAGCAUUGAUGGAAUAAAUGCACAUGGAAUGACUCAUCUUGAAGCCCAGAAUAAGAUAAAGGGAUGUACAGGCUCUUUGAAUAUGACUUUGCAAAGAGCAUCUGCUACACCCAAGCCUGAGCCAGUUCCCGUUCAAAAGGGAGAACCUAAAGAAGUAGUUAAACCUGUGCCCAUUACAUCUCCUGCUGUGUCCAAAGUCACUUCCACAUCCAACAUGGCCUACAAUAAGGCACCACGGCCCUUUGGUUCUGUGUCUUCACCAAAAGUCACAUCCAUCCCAUCACCAUCGUCUGCCUUCACCCCAGCCCAUGCGACCACUUCAUCACAUGCUUCCCCUCCACCUGUGGCUGCUGUCACUUCUCCCCCAUUCGCUGCGUCUGGACUGCAUGCUAAUGCCAAUCUUAGUGCUGACCAGCGUUCAUCUGCACUGAGCGCUGGUAAACCUGCAGUUAAUGUCCCACGGCAGCCCACAGUCACCAGCGUGUGUUCCGAGACUGCUCAGGAGCUAGCAGAGGGACAGAGAAGAGGAUCCCAGGGUGACAGUAAACAGCAAAAUGGUAACCCGGGCACUGUGAAAAUCCCACCUAAACGCCCACCAAGGAAACACAUUGUGGAACGCAAUACAGAGUUUUAUCACAUACCCACUCACAGUGACGCUAGCAAGAAGAGGCUGAUGGAAGACACUGAAGACUGGCGCCCAAGAACUGGAACGACUCAGUCUCGCUCUUUCCGAAUCCUUGCCCAGAUCACUGGGACUGAACAUCUGACAGAUUCCGAAACUGAUAAUACAAAGAAGGCAAAGUUUGACAGUUCUCUGGAAGACCUACCUAAGAGUGGACCUCACCCACCUGCAACUCCUCAGGUUUUACAUAUUGGUAGCCAAGUAGCCACACUUGCUAAAGUAACUACGCAUUCUAGUAGAAUUUUUCCUUUUUGCAGCUCCACAAGAAAUGUGGCAAGUUCUUUGGAAGGUUCUCGAAACUUUUCUACCUUCUCCUCUCCUGCUAGAUACACUGCUGCAGUUCUGAGCAGUGCAGCUGCUACUGUGUCUGCUGUCAUAGCUGCAAAAACCAGGCUCUCCAAUCCUGAACAAUAUCCCUCGCUCCUGGAUGCACUUUGCAUCAGCCCUGUGUCCAAGCCUUUAGCUUUUUCAUAUCUCCAGUCCUCGAGGAAAUCGACUGGCUCUAUCCGUGUUAGGAACACAAGCAACACCCAGGAUCCUUCUCAGCAAUUAACUCCAUCAGUAGCUUCAGCACGGAGCAUGCCUGAGAGGCAGGAAAGCCCAGCCUCGGCCAGGCCAGGGGUGGCCAGUCUCACAACUGCUGCAGCCUUCAAGCCACAAGGAUCCAUGAGCAUUAUCAAGUCACCAAGCUGGCAACGGCCAGACCAAGCAGCACCUUCCACUGGAAGAAUCUCAAACAGUGUGACAUCCUUAGGAGCAGUGGCACCAGUCAGCUCAGCUGGAAGUCAGCCCCAGCCAAGUGACCAGGACACUUUAGUGCAAAGAGCCGAGCAUAUUCCAGCGGGGAAACGAACUCCAAUGUGUGCCCACUGUAACCAGGUUAUCAGGGGACCAUUUCUAGUGGCACUGGGGAAAUCUUGGCACCCAGAAGAAUUUAACUGUGCUCACUGCAAAAAUACAAUGGCCUACAUUGGAUUUGUAGAGGAAAAGGGAGCCCUAUAUUGUGAGCUGUGCUAUGAGAAAUUCUUUGCUCCUGAAUGUGGUCGAUGCCAAAGGAAGAUCCUUGGAGAAGUCAUCAAUGCUUUGAAACAAACUUGGCAUGUUUCCUGUUUUGUGUGUGUGGCCUGUGGGAAACCCAUUCGUAAUAAUGUUUUUCACUUGGAAGACGGUGACCCGUACUGUGAGACUGAUUAUUAUGCCCUCUUUGGUACCAUAUGCCAUGGAUGUGAAUUUCCCAUAGAAGCUGGUGACAUGUUCCUGGAAGCUCUGGGCUACACCUGGCAUGACACUUGUUUUGUGUGCUCAGUAUGUUGUGAAAGUUUGGAAGGUCAGACCUUUUUCUCCAAGAAGGACAAACCACUUUGCAAGAAACAUGCUCAUUCAGUGAAUAUUUAAGUCGACAAUUCAGGAAAAAAGAAGAAAUUUGAAGAGAAAGGAAAAUUCAAAUUACCGAUUAAUUUUUAGAUUUAAUAUUUAUUUGGGGUUUUGAAAAAUAAUAGUGACCCUGAAGGGAUAAAUUCCAGCUUAAAAAUCAAGUCUAUGAGAAAAUACUUGGCUUCAUAGAGAGACAGUUUGGCAUUUAUUACUUUUCCUGUAUUUUCUGCCCAUAAAAUAACUUUUAUAAAAACCAAUUUCCUGGUUGACUAUUAAAUUCAUCUUAGAAUAAAUUAGUGAAUUAAAUUUCAGAAUAAAAACCUCUAACCUUUAUGCUCAAAUAAUUACACUUUUUUUUCCUUGUUAGGUAGUUACGUGUAAAUCUGUAAAAGGAAAUGAAAAUGCCUUACGCUGUAAGUGAAACAUUGUAUUUUUAAAUAAUGGUGUUUAUCUUUAAAACAGUGAAUAGGAGUUUAAACAAAGAAUUUUAACAAUCAUAGGUGUCGGUUUUUUAAAAAGCUGUAAGUACGUGUUUUUUUGUCUUAGAGUUGAUCAUUCCAGUAGGAAACACCAAUGAGAUUUUUGAUCAAAAUGUGUCAUACCAAUAAGAGAUACUACAUUUUUCUUUCAUUCUUGCUCCCCGAAAAGCCACCAUAUAGCUUACAAGUCUCAAAUUUUUGCCUUUUUAAAAUACUACCAUUUCUAUUCAUUGUGUAUUGUUACAUCACCUAUAUUGAUCAAACUACAUUUUUUCCCUUCCCUCAUGCUAAGUUAAAGAGACAAAGUAGAAAAGAAUAAUAUUGGGAAUUACUGUAAAUCAGAGGAUUAUAUAAAAAAAUUUAACCCUUUUCAGACAAUGAAUCAGUUAGAUCAGUUUCAGAGUUAUACUACUAACUGACUGAUGAAGGUCUGAGAGCCCUCUUUGCAGUAAUUUUUUUUCUUUGACUCUGCUUAAGAAAAAUAAAAGAUUGGCUUGGGGAUAUGAUAAAAUCUAAAGUUCUGUUUUCCUUUGGUAGCUCUUAAUAAUAAAUGAACCACUUCCAAAUGUGAUCAUAAAAUUUGGAAAGGUUUUAUUCACAGAGGUUGGUAAUACAGGAGAAUGUGAUUAAUUACUCACACUGGUCCAUUAUUUUCUUUCUUCAUUUGGGGAAAAAUUUACGUAGACACCACAUGAAGGCAGAGAAACAACUGUGGUAAUAUUGUAGAUCUAGUGAUAUGUGCCCAGUAAGAAAAUAGAUUAUGGCAUUUGAUAGUUUUUCGUCUUUGUUUCCAGAAUGGAUGAAAGCCAAUGACUCCACUAAGUUAUAAUUUAAACCCAAUGGGGGCAAGAUGCUUUUACAGUUGAGGCUGAGCCUCGAGGCCCUCCUGCACCAUCAUUGGCUAACAGCUUCACUUCCAUUGCAUGCAUGUUUGUUAGAGGGAGGUUUUAGUCUACAAUAUUAGUUUGACCUCCCUGAGAACUUUUCAAGGCAUCUGUCCUGAAAGCUGUUAAUUUAUGGUCUAGCAGAUUCGUAUUAUAUGCAGAUAAUAAUUAACUGGGGAUAAAAAAAUAUGGACUUAAAGUGGCAAACUGAAUACUUCACCAAUAGCAACCCCAAACUACCUCCUCACCCUGCAGCUUGUAGGGAGGUAGGAAGUCCAUUUUAAAAUAAAGAGCUGGAAUUGCAUUGUGCCUUAUUUCUCAUUGCUGCUGAAACCACCUGUAGAGGACAUUCUGGCUAAUGUACAUUGUCAUGUAUCUUAAUGUCAGUCUCCUGCUUUACACAAUAGGAAAUAAGUUGGUGGUUUUGUUUUGGUGUGGUAGAGAUUUUUUGUUGUUACUCAGUUUUUUUGCCUUUAUUAAUUGUAUACCAAGAUAGUCUUUGAUAAGUCAAUGACAUUUGGGUAUUUUCUUCAAAGAAUUUUAUUUGACCUGGAUUUCUUAUAAAAUUAUCUUACAUUGAGGGUAUCAUUUUUAUUAGACUUUUUUCCUACAUAUUAUUCAUGGAGCAUAGUGUUGUAUUUCUCUAAAUUUUAUCCCUGAAAGGGUAACAUUGCUUCCUAAUUUAUCAUUUUGUCUUUGUGCUUUGUCCUCUUUUUUGGUGAAGCUUUGUAUCUGUUCCUAAAACAGUUAAUCCUGUGAAAUCAAUAUUCACUAAAACCCAGAAGAAUCUCUGUGUUUUCCAGUGGGGAAUGCCAUAUUUAAUAUGCAAGCAUUAAUCUUUUAAUAACUGGCAGAGCACUUUAUUCUUCUGUUGAGCUCCCUGAAUAUUUAUUUUUCUGAUUAUAAAUAUUCCACAUCAGUAGCAUUUUUUAAUUAUUACGUCCUUACUGCAGAACAUUUACUUUUAGUCUCUCUACAUGUAUAUUUUGGAAUGCUGUACUUAGUAUAAUACAGAUUAAAACACAGUACAUGACUCUAUAAAACAUCCCCUCCUUGCAUUUCCCAGUUUCAGAAUGCUUGUGAUGGGCUCAGAUUUAUAAUAUUUCUUUAGCUUUACAAAGACUCAAUAUUGCUCCCUGUAAUAGCAGCCUAAAAGUGACCCCCCCACUGCUUAUGCUUCUAGUAGCAUCUGUAUUUCCCACUGAUUCAGGUUACAUUCAGAGUCUAAAGCUAAAACCUGCUCAUUUGGUCACAGUAUUAUGACAAAUAGAAAUAAGAGUUUAAAACUUCAAAAUAUUAGUAUAGCAUUAUAAUUAAAAUUAUCUACAACAAAAGUGGAUUCAUGGUACUAUUUUUAAGGGGGUAUUGUAUUAGGACCACUUUUAUAGAAAGCAGUUUUUUCCACUCCCUGUUCAAGUGUGAAGCUAGAAUUAUAUUAGUAUUUUUGUGAUUGGAGUUUAUAGUUAGUCAUCCCUAUUGAAAGGAGAGGCUUUUCAGAUAUAAGAGAAGGGAAAACAUACUGAAUAAUUUUACACAAGUCUAAUGGGGUUUCAGUUUGACCUGUUUAAUCCCCCAGAUGUUUUAAGGUAUUGGGUUUAGAUUCUCAAUGUAUCAUUUGCCUUAUCUAUUAAACUUUGUCUUCUGUUUCUUCACAUUUUUAAGUUUGUAUGUCUGUGCUAUUACGCUUUUGUAUACAUUUUCUAAUUAAAAAACACAAGAGAAAUAUAAUCAGCAUAGUAAUACCUUAAUGUGCACAUACUUAAUAAAUAAAUGGCUGCAGUGACAGAGACAAGCUCUCCUGGCUUUUCUUUUCGGGUGGCAAGUGGUUUCCAUUAAGUCAUCAUCAGAAAAUAACAGGAUCACAGACUAGGAUGAGAUGUAAAAAUUCUCAGAAAAAUCUCCCUUUUAGGAAAAUUGUCUGUCAAAAUGUCCCAGAAACAAAACAUUUAUAAGUACUGCCACAUUAAUUCUACUUCAGAAUUUAAUUCCAUUUCUAUGCUCUGCAUUUACACAAUUAAUGUUUGUGUACACAAUUGUUUGUGAAUUGACAAAUAGCUCUAUUGUCUUUAAAAAAUAUUGCCAAAGUUACUUAUUGGAACAACCUGUCGUAUCAUGCAUUAUAUUGUAUCAUAAUGUCAUGUUCAAACAACACAAGUUAUCAUCUACAUUUUCACAUUUUUCAUUGUCUGGGAUGGGUUACUUCAUGCUAAACUCCUCUUUAACUACGUAUGAUCACCUAUUCCUCAUUUAUUGGUUUGAGUAAGAUUUUUUCCAACUGUAUGAAGUUAGGAAUGUUUCUAUUAUAGGCUGUAUAUUGGAAAUAAAAGACAAAUUCUGAGUCUA
This is a messenger RNA of Manis pentadactyla (Chinese pangolin), 6089 nucleotides long. RefSeq names its product PDZ and LIM domain 5 (gene PDLIM5). Gene Ontology annotation, cellular component: filamentous actin; Z disc; adherens junction. The transcript has 18 exons. Bases 176 to 2404 code for a protein of 742 amino acids. NCBI's taxonomy places the organism in Eukaryota, Metazoa, Chordata, Mammalia, Pholidota, Manidae. The record is from RefSeq and is a predicted model, not a curated record. Gene Ontology annotation, molecular function: actin binding; muscle alpha-actinin binding. Gene Ontology annotation, biological process: actin cytoskeleton organization; heart development; muscle structure development.